Haemonchus placei is the source of this 390-nucleotide messenger RNA. The record is from the annotation of a GenBank genome assembly. Lineage: Eukaryota; Metazoa; Nematoda; Chromadorea; Rhabditida; Trichostrongylidae.
AUGAUGGGUAGUCUAUCGGCAGCGCAGCAACAGCUGAAAUCGCGAAGUAAAAUGCAUGAGAUGGCAGUUCGCCAGAGGCUCAUCACUGACCAGGUGUGCUUGAGGCUUGUUCAAUUAUCUGCAGAGGAAAGACGAACGCUACUCCAAGAAGGCUAUCCGGUUCCCACUCGGCUUCCUCUCUCGAAAGCGGAGGAAGAAUCACUUAAAAUCGUGCGACGAAAAAUCAAGAAUAAGCUGUCUGCCCAAGAAUCUCGCCGCAAACGAAAGGAAUACAUGGACACGUUGGAAUCUCGUUGCCAGGCAUAUUUCAACGAGAAUAGUCAGUUGAAGAGUGAGUUGUCCAGUAUGAAUUCGAUUUGUGGUUUAAUUCACGAGUAUGCCGAUUUGUGA